UUUAAUAAAAUUUAUUGUAGUCAUUUUCAUCUUUGAAAACUAUUUUGUGAAAAUAAAUUAAAAAUUGAUAUUUUAGAGUACAACUCCAAAUCCUUGAACUGUAAAUGAAUUUUAUGGCAAUCCUACAUGUUAAUCUACUAACUCUUCAUUCCUUCAAAUUAACAGAGUUUAGAUCCCCAAAGAAAAAAACUAAUUCACAUCUUUUGUGAUAUUGAUCAAUGCAACCUAAGAAAAAAAAACUUUAUCCAACGACAAUUCCAAAUUACUACUUAACAUGCAUAAGAAACAUCCAAAUUACAAUUUACAAAUCCACAGAAUUUAAUUACUUCUUAAAUGUUAAUUAAAAUCCAUAUGAUUUUGUGUAGUCAAAAGACAGGGAAAGAGCUUCAAAGUUGCUUUAGCAGUUAAAAAGAAGAAAAAAAAAAGUAAAUGAAGCAUCAAACGACGCCGUACGCAGCCCGUUUCGGUUAAAAAACGUGAAAUCUGAAUCUCUCAUUCGCUGUCCGGAUUCCGACAGAUAGACAGAGGAGAGAGAGAGAAGGCGCGAAACACAGAGCUAGAGAAAGAGAGAGAGAAGGACGAUCCAAUUCCAAGAGCAUGGAUGAUUCUUCGAACGCGAAAUCUAACCAAUGCCCGCCUCCUCUCUCCAACUCAACUCCGACGCCGUUUCGAGGACCGUACCAUCGUCGAGCUCAUUCCGAGGUUCAGUUCCGUCUCCCCGAAGAUCUAGAUCUCUCCGAGCCCUUCGGAGGGUUCGACGACCUCGGAUCCGAAGAUGACAUCUUCUGCACCUACAUGGACAUCGAGAAACUCGGAGGAUCCGGAUCCGAUUCGGCCGCUCCAAAGUCCGAUAACCCGUUGUUUGCCGGUGAAGAAGGUGGGAGCUCGAGUUCGAGGCCUAGGCACAGGCACAGCCUCUCCGUCGAUGGUGGGUCUUCGAGUUUGGAGUCGAUCGAGGCUAAGAAAGCCAUGGCUCCUGAUAAGCUCGCUGAGCUUUGGGUCGUUGAUCCCAAGAGAGCUAAAAGGAUAAUUGCUAAUAGACAAUCUGCUGCUCGUUCAAAAGAGAGGAAGGCUCGGUACAUUAUGGAGCUCGAGAGGAAAGUUCAGACCUUGCAAACUGAAGCUACUACCCUUUCAGCACAACUCUCCUUGUUCCAGAGAGACACAACUGGUUUGUCAUCUGAAAAUACAGAGCUCAAGCUUCGUUUACAAGUCAUGGAACAACAAGCCAAGUUGCGAGAUGCACUAAACGACCAACUCAAAAAGGAAGUAGAGAGGCUGAAGUUCGCCACGGGAGAAGUCUCACACGCUGAUGCUUAUAACCUCGGGAUGGCACACAUGCAAUACUCUCAACAGCAGCAGCAACCACCACAACAACAAUCCUUCUUUCAACAUCAUCAUCAUCAGCAACAACAAACCGAUGCUCAAAACCUGCAACAGAUGACUCACCAGUUUCAUCUCUUCCAGCCCAACAACAACAACAACAACCAAAACCUAAACAUUAUGCAUCAGGCUACUUCUAAUGCCUCGGGUCAGUCUCAUUCCUUUGCAGAGGCAAUGAAUGAAGACCCUCUUGGCCGGUUACAGGGGCUUGACAUUAGCAGCUGUGGCAGAGGCUCGAACUUUGGUAGGUCUGACACCGUCAGUGAAAGCAGUAGCACGAUGUGAGUCAGCCUUGUGGAUAAAUCCUAUUCUUUUGCUCUCUCCCUUCAAAAAUCUUUAGCUAAAUAUGGUCGUCUGAUUCAUUUUUUUUUAAUUCUGUAAAACUUUUAUUUUCUUUAUGAGGGGGUUUCAACAGAGACACAGGUGUUUUUAACUUUUCUGAUUCAUAUUGUUCUUCCUUGGGAGCUAUCAAAGUUGAACCAGUUACUUUUUUUUUAUGUUUCUUUAUGUGCUCUUGCUUCUUCAUUUAUUCCUGUAAACGUUGGAUUUUGCUUUGCCUUUAAACCAGAAAAGAAACUGUUUUUAUGUUUCA
Brassica rapa (field mustard) is the source of this 1975-nucleotide messenger RNA. Its product is annotated as bZIP transcription factor 18. Gene Ontology annotation, molecular function: DNA-binding transcription factor activity. Lineage: Eukaryota; Viridiplantae; Streptophyta; Magnoliopsida; Brassicales; Brassicaceae. Gene Ontology annotation, biological process: regulation of DNA-templated transcription. The record is from RefSeq and is a predicted model, not a curated record. Gene Ontology annotation, cellular component: nucleus.